Molecule: messenger RNA, 264 nt
Organism: Adineta ricciae
Lineage: Eukaryota; Metazoa; Rotifera; Eurotatoria; Adinetida; Adinetidae
Source: the annotation of a GenBank genome assembly
AUGUGCACCUUCCCUGUUUGUCGCUACAUAGUGUACCUUAUUCAAAAGAUCUUUAUCCGGUUGACAUCGCCUUCUGCAUAUGCAUUCGACUCUGAAGGAGUUUCUGCGCUAUCUGAACGAAUGUCGAGCUGUCUUCCAUUUACUACUAUGUCAACUAUGUGCUUCGAUCAUCUAACAAACGCCACCGCCGCUCUUCAGCGAUUGUUUGACCCGAUGAAAGCUCAUUCGAUUGAUACAUCUCUUAUGGAAGUUGAUGCUUAUUGA